AUGCCAGGGGGAGAAGGCGUCGUUAGCAAAGUACUCGCCGCGUUCCUCUGCGUGACGACGGCGCUCAGCCUUGCGACGACGGCCGUCCCGCGCGUCUUCGGCCUCGUCCCGGCACACACCUUCUCGGUGCAUAGCUACCCGUGGAACGUCGUGAGCUACAUUUUAGUGGAGCAGAACAUCCUUCUCUGCGUGUGCAGUGUUGGUUACAUGCUCACAGUUGGUGUGACUGUGGAGGAGGACGUGGGAACCUCGACUUUCCUGCAGCUAGUUGUGGUGACGGCCAUCGCAACCGCCGCCGUGCUGCUUGUGCUGAGUGCGGUGCUGUACCAGGUGGGCUUCUUUUGGUUUCUGCAGUGCUACUGCGGCGCCUGGCCCAUCGCGGCGGCGCUCCUCGUCCCGUGGGUCGCGGCGUCUCCGGCGGCAGGUGCGUUUCCCACAAUGUUGUCGCCGAAGGUGCAGCGGCAGCACGUGCCGACAAUGCUCCUCAUCUUUGCACUUGUAGUGGACAUAGUGUUUCGUAAGCGUUACAAGAUCACUGAGGAAGACGUUGAUAGCCAAACCAUCUUCCCCGGCAGCGUCUUCAUCCUUGCGUUUGUGGGGCUAUGGACCUCGUGGCUGCUGCAGCGGCUCUUCCGCUUGAAAGCAACAAUCGCCUUGGGCGUUCUGCUCUACCCGGUUGCCUCGGUCUGCUUCGGUGCCAAGUCGCAGCUCGGCAACAGCAACAAUAACAACAGCCAUGCUGGUGAUACGCUGGAUACGGGGGCGGUGUCCAUAUCAGUUCUGCAUAGCGCCGCGAACAUGACCCUGUUGCCGGGGUCGACGGAGGAGGAGGCGGAGCGGCGGCGCUCCAUUGCACUCGCAGCACUCAGCACACGGCUCCAGCAGGCAGUACCCACCCAGGCGGGUGAAAGGAGGAACGUCAUGCCAGUCUGA
This is a messenger RNA of Trypanosoma grayi, 933 nucleotides long. RefSeq names its product rhomboid-like protein. The record is from RefSeq and is a predicted model, not a curated record. Lineage: Eukaryota; Euglenozoa; Kinetoplastea; Trypanosomatida; Trypanosomatidae. The transcript has a single exon. Gene Ontology annotation, cellular component: membrane; Golgi apparatus. Bases 1 to 933 code for a protein of 310 amino acids. Gene Ontology annotation, biological process: retrograde vesicle-mediated transport, Golgi to endoplasmic reticulum.